AUGGCCGCAUCAACAGAGCAACAAAAGGCCCCUGUGGUUGCUGAGGCCCACCUUGUUGACACCUUCCAUCCUCCCCAGAAGAUGCUUGACAAGCACCCCAGCCAGCCCCACUUGAGCAGUCUCGAAGAUUACCAGAAGUUGUACAAGGAAUCCAUCACCGACCCCAAGGCCUUCUGGGGCACCAAGGCUCGCGAGCUCCUGACCUGGUUCAGCGACUUCCAGACGGUCUAUUCCGGCUCUCUCGAGGGAGGUGACAGCGCCUGGUUCGUUGAGGGCCAGCUCAACGCUUCUUACAACUGUGUCGACCGCCACGCCUUCGCCGAUCCCGACCGCGUCGCCAUCAUCUACGAGGCCGACGAGCCCGGCGAUGGCCGCAAUGUCACCUACGGCGAGCUCCUCAGAGAGGUCUCGAGGACCGCCUGGGUCCUGAAGCAGAUGGGUGUGCGCAAGGGCGACACCGUUGCCAUCUACCUGCCCAUGAUUCCCGAGGCCCUGAUUGCCCUCCUCGCUUGCGUCCGUAUCGGCGCUGUCCACUCCGUCGUCUUUGCCGGUUUCUCUGCCGACUCCCUCCGCGAUCGUGUCAUUGACGGCAACUCCAAGGUCGUCAUCACCACCGACGAGGGCAAGCGUGGCGGCAAGUUGAUUGGCACCAAGAAGAUCGUCGACGAUGCUCUCAAGCAGUGCCCUGAUGUCUCCCACGUCCUUGUCUACAAGCGUACCGGCGCCGAUGUGCCCAUGACCAAGGGCCGUGAUUGGUGGUGGCACGAGGAGGUCGAGAAGUGGCCUGCCUACUUCCCUCCCGAGCGCAUGAACUCUGAGGACCCCCUCUUCCUCCUCUACACUUCCGGUUCUACCGGCAAGCCUAAGGGUGUUUUGCACACCACCGGCGGGUACCUCGUCGGCGCCGCCGCAACCGGCAAGUACGUCUUCGACAUCCACGAGGGUGACCGCUACUUCUGUGGUGGUGAUGUUGGAUGGAUUACCGGCCACACCUACGUCGUCUACGCGCCUCUGCUGCUUGGUGUUACCACCGUCGUCUUCGAGGGCACUCCUGCCUACCCCAACUUCUCAAGGUAUUGGGACAUUAUCGCCGAGCACCGCAUCACCCAGUUCUAUGUCGCUCCUACCGCUCUGCGUCUACUGAAGCGCGCCGGUGACCAACAUGUCAAGGGUGACAUGAAGCACCUUCGUGUCUUGGGCUCCGUCGGCGAGCCCAUUGCGGCCGAGGUUUGGAAGUGGUACUUUGAGGUCGUUGGCAAGGAGGAGGCUCACAUUGUCGACACAUACUGGCAGACCGAGACUGGAUCCAACGUCAUCACUCCUCUGGCUGGCGUCACACCCACCAAGCCUGGUAGCGCAUCUCUGCCAUUCUUUGGCAUCGAGCCUGCCAUUAUCGACCCUGUUUCCGGCGAGGAGAUCCACGGCAACGACGUGGAGGGUGUCCUUGCCUUCAAGCAGGCCUGGCCUUCGAUGGCCCGCACCGUCUGGGGUGCUCACAGGCGCUACAUGGACACCUACCUCAACGUCUACAAGGGUUACUACUUCACCGGAGACGGUGCCGGCCGUGACCACGAGGGCUUCUACUGGAUCCGCGGACGUGUCGACGAUGUUGUCAACGUCUCGGGUCACCGUUUGUCGACUGCCGAGAUCGAGGCCGCGCUCAUUGAGCACCACUCAAUUGCCGAAGCCGCCGUCGUUGGUGUUGCCGACGAGCUCACCGGCCAGGCUGUCAACGCCUUCGUCGCCCUCAAGGACGGCAACGAGGCCACGGAUGCGCUCCGCAAGGAGUUCAUCAUGCAGGUGCGCAAGAGCAUCGGUCCCUUCGCGGCUCCCAAGGCCGUGCACAUUGUGCCCGACCUGCCCAAGACCCGUUCCGGUAAGAUCAUGCGCAGAAUCCUGCGCAAGAUUCUGGCUGGCGAGGAGGACCAGCUUGGUGACGUGACGACGCUGUCCGACCCGUCAAUCGUCGACAAGAUCAUCACCAUUGUCCACGAGGAGAAGAGAAAGAAGUAA
Messenger RNA from Colletotrichum siamense, 2013 nucleotides. It is a transcript of the gene acu-5, whose product is annotated as Acetyl-coenzyme A synthetase. Gene Ontology annotation, cellular component: cytosol. The transcript is spliced from 7 exons. The record is from RefSeq and is a predicted model, not a curated record. Bases 1 to 2013 code for a protein of 670 amino acids. Gene Ontology annotation, molecular function: acetyl-CoA synthetase activity; AMP binding. Lineage: Eukaryota; Fungi; Ascomycota; Sordariomycetes; Glomerellales; Glomerellaceae.